UUCCACCGCUGUAAUCAUUACUUGUUACAACCGACAAGAUGCUUCCCAAGAAACUGCCCACCUUUGCCUUACUGGUUGCUGCUUGGUGUUGGACAUCUGAAGCUAAUACAUACUUUGAUGUGGCGUGUUCUGGAGUAAACAGCGAGCUGAAGUGCCCUGAUGGAGAACUGAUUGAGGUGCUGGCAAUGGAUACUGGUUCAGUACUAAACGCUAAAUGCGAUGCCAGAAACCAGCAAGCCAGUAUCUACGGCACCGCAUGCUUACAUCCACUGAUGUUAGGAUGGGUCAAGUCUGUCUGUGACAACCUGGAGCGUUGCCGACUGCCCAAACCCAAUAUACAGAUGUUUACCUGCCCUCUGUUAUUCGAACCCUUCAUUCAGCUCACCUACAAAUGCAAAGCCAAAAAUCCUGAGAUGAAGGAAGCUGUUGCAUGUGAAAAUGAUGUUGCUAAGCUCCAGUGUGAAAAGGGAGUUAUUGCAAUUUUGGAGGCCAAAUACGGACGUCUUGACGAAGUCACCUGCAUCAACGGCACUUCGUCAAUGACCUUCUGUUCGAGCCCAUUAGCUAAAAAAGUCGUGCAGGAGAGUUGUGCACUCGAAAAUAAGUGCGAAGUUGAAGUCUCUUCUGAAAAUCUGGGAAUACCAAUCCAUUGCGAUAUGCUUGCCAAGUACCUUUAUGUGUCGUAUAUUUGUAUCUGAUUGGAGACUUUCUUCAAAUACAAGUAUCCCAUGGAGGAGCAGUGACUCUAUUCUGAAGUCACACAUCAAAAAGAGUUAUGAUUGGAUUCAUGAUUAAAAGAGUGCAUCCGA
Scatophagus argus is the source of this 809-nucleotide messenger RNA. Its product is annotated as rhamnose-binding lectin-like. Bases 39 to 698 code for a protein of 219 amino acids. NCBI's taxonomy places the organism in Eukaryota, Metazoa, Chordata, Actinopteri, Scatophagidae. The transcript is spliced from 9 exons. Gene Ontology annotation, molecular function: carbohydrate binding. The record is from RefSeq and is a predicted model, not a curated record.